AUGUCCCGCGGCAACCAGCGCGAGAAGGCCCGUGAGGCUAACCUCAAGCGGCAGGCUCAGCAGAAAAAGCCUCAUGGCAUGAGCGGCUCUGAGCUGGCUCGGGCCAAGGAGAUCGCCGCGCAGCGCAUGCGCGAGAAGCAAGCUGCUGCUGAUGCCAGGAAAGCAGCAGAGGCUGCUGCUGCCGCUGCCCAGAAGGCCAAUGGCAAGAAGAAAUAA
Messenger RNA from Thermochaetoides thermophila DSM 1495, 216 nucleotides. RefSeq lists its product as uncharacterized. The record is from RefSeq and is a predicted model, not a curated record. The transcript is spliced from 3 exons. The coding region runs from base 1 to 216 and encodes 71 amino acids. Lineage: Eukaryota; Fungi; Ascomycota; Sordariomycetes; Sordariales; Chaetomiaceae.